This is a messenger RNA of Saccoglossus kowalevskii, 2360 nucleotides long. RefSeq lists its product as uncharacterized. NCBI's taxonomy places the organism in Eukaryota, Metazoa, Hemichordata, Enteropneusta, Harrimaniidae. Gene Ontology annotation, biological process: regulation of pentose-phosphate shunt; negative regulation of glycolytic process. The record is from RefSeq and is a predicted model, not a curated record. Gene Ontology annotation, cellular component: cytosol. Gene Ontology annotation, molecular function: fructose-2,6-bisphosphate 2-phosphatase activity.
UGGAGAGACCCAGUGUAACAAACAGAGUAUCCUGCAGGGACAACAAGAUAUUCCGCUUUCGGAAGAAGGGUUGAAGCAAGCUGCUCUGCUUGGUAGAAGACUACAGAGUCAAAAGUACACGCAUUGCUUUGUUAGUGAUCUCACUAGAGCACUACAGACAGCUAAGCAGAUAGUAUCUAAAAGUAAAACAUGUCAAAGUGUUCCACUGACAAAGGAUCCAAGAUUGAGAGAACGGAAAUAUGGGGAUAUAGAAGGAAAACCAAUUCAGGAACUACGCAAAGCUGCCAAAAGACAAAAAGUCUCUAUACGAGACUAUAAUCCCCCUGGUGCUGAAACUAUUCAUCAGGUAAGACAGAGAGCUGUAGUAUUCUUCCAGGAACUGUGCCAACUUGUCGUCGGUAGAAAACUUGAAAACUUGUCUACACCAAGUAAUGGCAAUACAAAUAGGACGCUUCAGCCGCCGGGUACUGCUGAUGGGUGUAGCAAUUUUCUCUAUCAUGUUGAUCCAAAUGGACGAGCAGAUAUGCACGCAGCUUCACAAGGGAAUGCAGCUGCGACUGUACUUGUGCCAAGUGGGGGGAAACCUUUACAGGUGCAUGUGAGAUCUAAUCACAAUACUCAGGGAAAUGAUUCAGAAUCUGAUUUAGAAGAUUCUACUCAAAACUUUAAUCGUGAAAGAGACAAUACUGAAAGUGUUGAUGCUAGUCAGGUCACCUCAAAAACGACGCAAGUUGAUGUGGAUACCAGUCAAAUCACUGCAAAUGUUGCGCUGACAGACUCUGUGAAAAUAAAAGAUGGACAGGACAAUGAGGAUGUUGGUUUAGAGGGUUCAUUAAAAUUGAAUAAACAGGAGAGUGUUAAAGGUGGCAGUGCCAUCCCGAUGAAAACCACGUGUUCAUUUCUCGAAAGAUCUGCAGGGAAACAAAUCCCAUGUGACAAUACCAAGCCUGGCAUAUCAACUCCUACAAGUGUAUAUGUUCCUAGUAAUACCUUUGGCAAUGAGUUGGUCGACUCUGAUUACAGACGUCAUGGCAUGUACAGACGAGAGCGAACAUUGAGUGCGUCGUCUGAGGGUCGAAGCGACGGUGCUAUCAAGAGGGCAAAGGUCACAAGUGAUGAUGAGGAUAAGGAUGAUAAUAGAACUAAAUUUGUAAUUGAAGAUUCAGACGAUGAAAAUGUGGUGCUUGAUAAUGAAGUCUAUAAAGACAUCACACCCAAUGUUGUCAUCACUCCUAAUUCAAAUCAACCUGUGGUCAUGAAACGAUGCGAUUCGGACCCAGUCUUAGAUCUCGGCGAUGACGUCUUGCUAACAGCUGAUAUCCUAGUUGUCAGCCAUGGUGGAUUUCUUCGUGAAUUGAUUCGUCAUUUUAUUUAUGAUCUGGAAUGUAACAUCCCUGGUGGAAAUGGAUUUGCCCUGUCUGUCAUUCCAAACACUGCAGUGUCGAAAUUCACUGUUUCUUUUGCCCAGAAUGAAGAGCGGCCGCGUCUGACAUGUCUGUUUAUUCAUGACAAGGAACAUUUGCACUGUGCUAACUACAAGAAUACCAGGCCUGUGUCUUAAACGUUGUAGGAAGAUAUAAAUUCAGUAUAAUAAUCUGUUUUCACUUGUAUAAACAAUCAAAAUAUAGAUGCAAAAAGUUAUAAAUUAUGUAGCACAAUAUAUUAUUGAAACCCUUGAGUUGGACUAUUGAGCCUUUGGUACUAAAUAGGUGUUUCUGUUCUCCCUGUUCUGACCAUUUCCUAUGAAAUUAUACGCACAAUUACACCCCAUCCCCGGGUAAUAACUUGCAUUUCAUUCGUUCAGUUGGGCUUGACUUUUGAGAGGCCAUCCAGUUUCAAAGCCAAAUUUUAUAAAACUGCCCUAGCAUUGUAGUAUUACACAGAAAAAAUCUGUAUUUCUCGAACAGCAUCGACAACGCAAAAGUUGCCUGUCAUUCACUUCUGUAUGAAUUUCAAAAUCCUCAUUUGAAUAUAAUUCAGUUCUCCUGCCUUGAACAAUGUAGUGAACUACAAGCCCAAGGUUUGGGUCUUGCAGGGAAACAAUUGGAUACAGUUAUUUAGCAUCAAUUACGGCUCCUGCCAAAUUCAGUCCAGCCCAACUCCCCUUUCAAAUUAUUACGUUUCCAGAUUUUAUAUAUUGUCAAAAAGUUGGUUUAAUUAUUACUCAUGUCCAAGAUUUUGUUGUCAGUGUGUGUGUGGGGAGGGGGGCAUGUCUUCACAUGUAGGUCUGUUUUAAUCUUGUUAAUGGGUCCGUGCGUUGACUUUUUUUCCCUAGCUCUGUUGUACACUGCAGUAUGUUCAACUGGAUAUCUCCAUACAUUAUUGCCUUUAGCUCGCCCACAAAUAUUAGAAUCAAUAUG